Messenger RNA from Exserohilum turcica Et28A, 1109 nucleotides. RefSeq lists its product as uncharacterized. Bases 31 to 1029 code for a protein of 332 amino acids. The transcript has a single exon. NCBI's taxonomy places the organism in Eukaryota, Fungi, Ascomycota, Dothideomycetes, Pleosporales, Pleosporaceae. Gene Ontology annotation, molecular function: nucleotide binding. The record is from RefSeq and is a predicted model, not a curated record.
GCAUCAACCGUACUCACCACAGCUGCCAAGAUGAUCAACCUCGGAAUCAUUGGAACCAACUGGAUCACCCACUCAUUUGUCGAGGCCGCUCACGCAACAGGCAAAUACACCCUCACAGCCGUCUACUCUCGGAAAGAAGAAACGGCAAAGGAAUUUGCAUCCAAGUACGCCGGCAACCAAAUCACCACCUUUACCCUGCUCGACGCCCUCGCCAACAGUGACAAGAUCGACACCAUCUACAUUGCCAGUCCCAACAUCCUGCACUAUGAACAAGCUAAGCUCUUCCUCGGAGCAGGCAAAAACGUCAUCCUCGAGAAACCCAGCUGCAGCACCGUUGGCGAACUCGACGACCUCUUUGCCCUUGCAAAAGAAAAAAACGUCAUCCUUGUCGAGGCGUUCCGCCACAUCCAAGAAGCAAACUUCAAGCUGUUGAAGCACAAGAUGGCCGAUCUGGGCCCUCUGUACGGCGCCUCGAUUACCUUUGCCCAGUACAGCAGCCGCUACGAAAAAGUGCUGCAGGGCGAGGUGCCCAACAUCUUCAACCUCGAAAUGGGCGGCGGGGCCCUCGUCGAUCUUGGCGUCUACUGCGUCGCUGCUGCCGUGGACCUCUUCGGCGCCCCCAUCGACUCGCACUACUGGCCCGUCAAGAUUGCCACGGGCGCCGAUGGCGGCGGCCGCUUGAUCCUGACAUACCCCACCUUUACCGUGCAUCUCUGCCACUCCAAGAUUUACAACUCCGACGCCCCCUCGGAGAUUUACGGAGAAAACGGCACCCUGAUUGUGCCCUCCAUCACCGACAUCGACAAGGUUACCCUGUGGGACCCACGGAAUAAGACAAGACAAGAUGUACCCGGCGUCAAGGCGCCCGAGAAACUCAACUUGAUCGACGAGGCAAGAGAGUUUGCGAGGUGCAUUGAAGAAAAGGAUACAGCGGCUUUGGCGCGCUUGGAGAAGCACUCUAGAGAUACGCUGGCUGUUAUGCAAAAGGUCAGGCACGACAAUGGGCUUGUGUUCCCUGGAGACAAGUAAAAAAAAAAAGUGUCGUUGGGGUACAUGUGGUUGUACGUAGCAUACAGCUAGCUCAUCGUGUCAUGGCGAGAACACACCAA